CAACAACAAAAACACGGUACAAGCCAAAUCAAAAACAACUGGAACGAAUCGCACCUUUCGCAUUUAAUCGCCCAUUCUCGGACCAGGCGGACAUUACAACUUAUUCCAGACUGUAAAGAAGUAAUACUCAAACAACAGGGAGCAGCAUACCGUGCCAUCAUGACGAUUCCGUCGGUCACGUACAAACAGUUCGGCGAAACGGUGGUCCCGGUUGCACCGGUCGGCACCAAGCGAUGGAUCGUGCUGUACAUCAUGGUCACGGCAAUACUGCUGACCACGCUCGCCUGCUGGAAUAACCUUUCCGGGGGGUCACUGAUAGAAAUGUUCGAAGACGAUAGCGAUGCGCCGCCACCGCACACCGAGUACGCCAAGAUGGCACGCUACCUGGUGCAUAAGGCCGAAUGGGUUUCGAUGGGCUCGCUCUCGACGGUGGACGCAAUCAAGGGCUUCCCGAUGGUGAACAUCAUCUCGGUGGCGGACAGUGCGCGUGGCGAAAAGUCCACCGGCACUCUGUACUUCUACCUGACCAUGCUCGACUACACCGCCCAGGAUCUGGACCGGGACAACCGGCUGACGGUGAUGCUGACGCUUGACCAGGACCUGUACUGCACGCGCAACGGUAUCGAUCCGAUGGAACCGACCUGCGCCCGCAUCAUGGUCUCGGGCCGGGCGGACAAAAUCGAGAACGGUACCGCCGAGUACGCGUUCGGCUCGAGGGCCAUGUUUAGUCGCCAUCCGGCAGCGCAGAAGUGGAUCCAAACCGAUGGGCAUAACUUUUUCCUCUGCAAGCUGAACAUCACGCAAAUCGCUGUACUUGACUUUUACGGCGGUCCGCACUACGUUACCAUGGCCGAUUACCUGGCAGCGGAUCCUGAUAAGCGCAGCAAAGCCGCUAGCAGCAGCAGCAGCAGCAGCAACACCAGCGACCGCCAAAUUCCGCCCCGUUUUUCAACGACCGAGGGCACGACGGCGAUGCCAUAGGGAACUACUGAUACGACAUGAUGAUGCACUUGCCAUGGCGUUGCGAAAGGUGUUUUUGAAACUUGGGGAGAAAAGUGAUAACGAUAGCGAAAGAGAAAUUAAUCGCCUCUGUGUGGUGCGCGGUAAGGUAGAGCCUUAACGUAAUUAGCAUGGAAGAGGGCAUGGAAGAAUGCAUUCAACAAAAACAAAAAACUGCACCAAUUCGCCGGACGGGGGAUUUCGAAUGAUAAUA
Molecule: messenger RNA, 1213 nt
Organism: Anopheles coluzzii
Lineage: Eukaryota; Metazoa; Arthropoda; Insecta; Diptera; Culicidae
Gene: CREG
Product: protein CREG1
Exons: 4
Coding region: 160-981 (273 amino acids)
Source: RefSeq, a predicted model, not a curated record